AUGCAUAUCUUUGAUUUCAUCAAGAAAAGAGAAUAUAUCGCAAAUGAGUCACGCUUUCCCGUCACUGAUACUGGAUUACUAGAAGUAUUUUCUGGAUAUGGAUGGGCCGUCAGCUACGAGCUGCCCAGGAGCGUCGUCGCGCUCCCCGAAGCAGUCAGGAACCAGGCCGGCGUGCUCCUCGCCUGCGGCGCGUUCACCUGCUCGUUCCUCACCAGCCUCACCAUGGACGUCACCGUGGUCGGCACAGACGGGACCCUCCGCGCGUCACCGACUUCGAUCGUCUUCCCAUUCGAUGAGAAGUCCGCGGGGUUCAGCGUGCUGGCGCGCCAGGCGGUGGCGGAGCUCGCUGUCGGGUGGGGGCCGACCGAGCGCGUCGUCGUCGCGACGGACCUGCCGCAGGAAGCCCUCAUGGUGCAGGAGUUCGCGAGGCUGGUGAAGAACAUAUAG
Molecule: messenger RNA, 447 nt
Organism: Panicum hallii
Lineage: Eukaryota; Viridiplantae; Streptophyta; Magnoliopsida; Poales; Poaceae
Exons: 3
Coding region: 1-447 (148 amino acids)
Source: RefSeq, a predicted model, not a curated record